Molecule: messenger RNA, 5514 nt
Organism: Carassius auratus (goldfish)
Lineage: Eukaryota; Metazoa; Chordata; Actinopteri; Cypriniformes; Cyprinidae
Product: major intrinsically disordered Notch2-binding receptor 1-like
Exons: 5
Coding region: 608-3307 (899 amino acids)
Biological process (GO): negative regulation of cell population proliferation; negative regulation of TOR signaling
Cellular component (GO): plasma membrane
Source: RefSeq, a predicted model, not a curated record
UUGAUCAUUUUGCAUUAGUUUUGUUUUCCAUCUAAACACGCAUUCAUCUGAAGAUGCAGACAGAGGUGUGUUAGAAGAGCGCUAGAGAGUCGAGCUGUAUCUUAAUGCAGUGUUUGCGAUCUGCGACUCCCGCAUGUCUGAGCCACUGACGCGUCACGCAGCGCCUUCUAUUAAAUGCAGAAUGUGACUAAAUUCCCGUUUGCCCAUUCCUCAAUUUGUCUCCACGCGCUCGCGAUGGUCUUAAGGUGAAUUUACGUAAUUCUAGGUGGAAACAAAGACGAGUUGAGCUCUCUGAGCUCGACCAGAUGGAGAGAGAGCAGCUCCCUCACCAAACUCCCCUGCGAUCCGGACGGGAUACAGAUGAAGAGAGGCCAUUCCAUAGCAUUCCCAGUGGUCAGGGGGAAGCGGGGAUUUAUGGUGCUGAUGCUGUGUCGAGCAACUGCUAAGAAAUGUCUGUGGAUUAAUAAUGCACUGCUGCCCAGUUUUUCCGCUGUCGAUCCAGAGGACAGCAGAUGGGACCGCAAAAUAGAUCGGAGGGACCAAAUGAACAGUGCAGUCCAAACCCAUAGGCUGUCCUUUCCUCACAAAAUCAAGACUCAAAACAGCAAUGGAUGCCCUGCCAGAGUAUUCCCUCUUCCUUGUGAGGAUUUUGGAGGAAUUGGAUACUAAGUACAGUACUGUUUCGUACCAAGACCUUUGUAAGUCCCUGUGUGCCCGGUUUGAUUUGGUCCAUUUGGCUAAAUUGAGGAGUCUGCUGUUCUACACAGCAUGCUUGGAUCCAGCUUUCCCCGCAACCUUGUUCAAAGACAAAAUGAGAUGUUCGGUGGAGGACCAACAGUCCAAGAAGCUCAUGGUGGCGGCGGACAUUGUCACCAUGUUUAAUCUCAUCCAGAUGAAUGGAGGUAUGGCCAAAGACAAGCUGCCGAUGGGUCCGAGACCCAAGUUUCACAAGAACCAGUCUUUUGAGUCCUGUCCAUCUGACACAGAUGUGUAUAAAUUCAACGAUAAUGACAGGGUGUACAACCUCUUGGACACCAGGGGACAUCAUGUCUCUCGGAAGUCACCCUGCCCAAAAUCUGACUGCAAUAACUGCCAGCAGUUUAUACCAACCUCAGAACCCAACUUCCGCUUGGGAGUCACCAACAAUCUGAAAUGUAGGGCAGCAUCACUGGAUAAACUGCAGCAUCUGCCACAGUACCCCACCGUCAGUCCUCCGCCGUGCGAGAUGCAGAGCACUUACUUCCCCAUGGACAUCGACAGCGAGUCAACAACUGACCAGGAAUCUCUCCAUGCCAACCCAGGGAUCAAGGAUGUUUUCAUGUCUAGCAGAGAGCCUUUCACCGUGCACUCUUGCGUGCAAAAGCGGAAUAUCUUCAAAGAGGAUUUCCACAACCUUGUUGCCUUUUCACCCAACGUGAUCACUAUGGAGUGCAGAGCGAAACCCAAAGCUGGUGGCGAGUACCAUCACAGGAGGGAGCUGAACAAGCCUCCCACUUUCUUCAAUCACAGUUUCGAGCUGCCGUACAGCAACCCUUACUUUGAACCCAUGAGUUCACCAAUUCAGAACAAAGCACGGGUGAAGCAUGAGAGCCUGGACGACUUGCAAGCAUCCACGUACUUUGGACCUACAACGGUCUCCGAGUGCGUGAGCAGCAGGAGGACUUCUAGCAAGCAUGGAAAACAGCCAGCCUGGCCUGUCAAGAGCUUGAGUCUCAAUACCGAAGAAGGUCCUGACUUUGAGAGGUCGUUUUUGAACAGCAAAGUGGUAAAGGACAAUCACCGUCAUAAUGUCAGUGUCAUGGAAAAUGGCCAGCAAUUUCAGUGUGCAAAGGACAAGCCCACUGCUUCUCCCUCAGGUUUCCCAAAGAAGUUCAAUGGAACCAAAACAAAAGAGUUGACUUCAGUGGCUUGCGGAGCCACUGUUGAGAAAAGGGAGGUUGGGAAAAGGUACAAGGACAAGAGUGUCAACUGUCCAUCAUUUCAGUCGAGCAAUGUGGACAAUGGCAUGAGUGUUGGGACCCAGACAGAACAAUCCGAAACAAGGAAAGCGAAAGAUUACGCCGGCCACAACAAAUAUGGAGAGAGGCCGCCCUUCAAACACUCAGAAGAGGACUCUGAGAUUGUCAGCGACGAUAUCAGUGACAUCUUUCGCUUUCUGGAUGACAUGAGCGUGUGUGACUCUCUUGGAGUUGUGCAGUCAUCGUGCUACAACAGCAACGGCUCACUGUCUCAGGUGACGAAAUCAGAUGGGGACAGCUCACCUGAACGCAACACUGUCAAGCUGGGCAAAACCACCAUCAAGCUCGACCGCCUCUUCCAGUCACUGGAGAACUCAGAUGAUGAGCUCAAAGAUAGCGUCUGCAAACUGGUACUCAGGAUUGGCGAGAUUGAGAAGAAGCUUGAAUCUCUUUCAGGGGUGCGAGGGGAGAUCUCUCAAGUCCUCUCGAAGCUCACUAGACUGGAUGAAAAGAUUCAAGAACCGGAGGCCAAUGGGAAAUCAAGUGAUAAUGGUCACGUGGAACAGAUUAAGACUGACGCGAACCUCUCGCCUCACGUUUUCCAGUGUCACACCACUGGACACAACAUGAAGGUGGAAAAAAGUCCAGAAUGGUGCUGCUCGGAGGCUGAUGGGAGUGAAAGCCUCAGGGUUAAAGCAUUAAAGAAGACCAUGCUCACUCGCAGGUCAUCCAGGUCGCUAAACGAAGAGAACAGUGCCACUGAGUCCAAAGUGGCCAGUAUCACCAACUCGCCUCGAGACUGGAGGACUGUUUCUUACUCCAGUCACACAGGGGAGGAAAGGAAAGAAAGAGACCGGCAUAGUGAAGGCAAGGACAGACACAGGAAACCCAGAGAGACAGAUCGGCAGUAUGAAGCCCACCAGGCCCACCGCUCCUCAAAGCCGCCCAAGGACUCCUACCUGGUGGAGCAGGUGUUCAGCCCACACCACUUCCCUCCCGCCGUCAAGACUCACGUGAAGGGCAGCCCUCUCUACACGGACCUGCGUCUGACCGGCCUCCCCGACGGCAAGCGCUCCCAGCCCUCCUGGACCAUCGAAGAGUACAAACACAACUCAGGAGACAAGAACAAGCUCAGCGCAUUGGACCUGCAGGUCCAGGAGUCACUCAACCCCAACAAUCUGGAGUACUGGAUGGAGGAUAUCUACACACCGGGCUACGAUUCGCUGCUCAAGCGCAAGGAGGCGGAGUUUCGCAGAGCCAAGGCUUGUAAAAUCGGUGCGUUGAUCGUUGCGGCCGCCUGCACUGUGAUACUGGUCAUCGUAGUGCCCAUCUGCACCAUGAAGUCUUGAGGUUUCUAUGGGACUAACAUGGGACUUCAUUUGCGGAGGUCUGUAAUGAGGUCUGAUUUCAGCCACCGGCCUUAGACUUUCCUGAAAAUGUCUAUCGAAAUAUAUCACAACAAAGAGUUAAGGAUUGCAAUUUGAUGUGUCUUUUUUUAUUUUGUUAGUCAAUAUUUAUAACUUGAAUAAAUGAUUUGUUAUGUAGUAGAUGGCCUUACUUAAAGGCUCGGAGAUGCACCUUUGUUUUAUAGUCCAGGAUAUAAUGUACCAAUAUGUUUUAUGUCUGUUUCUCUCUCUCUCUCUUUUUUUUGGUAUUGCAGUAGAAACUAAAAGGAAAGCUUUAUGUCUAAGCGCAUUCUAUUUUUUACUUUACUGUGAUUACGAGAAUGUAUUUUUCCGAUGAAUAUGCUAACAGAAUGUUUUAAAGACGAGUUGGAUUUAUCUUUGGAAAUCACUGGAGUGUUUGAGCUUGUGCAAUGCCUUUUUAUAAGGAAUAUAUAUUCAGAUAGCGCAAAUGUGUGCGUUCAGUAAGGAAUAGUUCAGGUGAAAAAGGAAGAGUCUGUCAUUGUUUAUUCACCCUCAUUUAUUUGUAUUUAUUAAAUAAAUAAUUGACAGAUUUGUAAUUUUUAGGUGAAUUAUUCCUUACAAAUGUUGAAGGGUUUUGAUUGUAGAAUGUGAGGACAGUAAAAUGACUCUUUUAAUGAUUCAGCUUGUUUGAAUAGUGACUUCAUUUCCUUUCGAUUGGACUGAUUCAACUGUUUCAAAAACAAUUAUAUCAUAGUACAUAGAUGCUUUCUCUUUGAUUGUGAUCAUAUACAGUAUACUUUGCCUUGUUUUAUCACAACUAAUCAUAACACUGUAUACUUGAACUGCCAAAUCACUUUCAACUAGCUCAGUUUUUCUCUGAAAGUCGAAUGUUUUUCUUGCGCUUAUUCACCAGACUGAUCUAAAAUUGGACCUGACAACAAAAACUGUGAACUUACCUUAAUGAUGUUCACUUUUGACGCUCUUUACAACCGUUGUAGGAAUGAUUCUUCGGAGAAGUCAAGCUGUAGGGCCGUUGAGUGAAAACCAGAAACAAUAUUGAACUCAGGCACUGUUCUAAAACUAAUGAGCUGCAUUUCUUUUCUAACGCCUACACAGACAGCUAUCUUCUGAGGCAGCAUCCUAACUGAAAUUAGCCCUUAGUGACUGAUUUGGGGUCCUCUAAAUAGACAGUAACUGUGUGCGUCAUACAAAUAAUGCUACAAAUGUGUAGCACACAGGAAACUUGAUUAACAAUUGAUUUCUGUAGUUUGCCACUAGCACGUUGCCCUUUGGAACCGCCUGUAAUGCCUUAAAUGCUGUUUAUGUAAUCAGCUCACUAGGUUUUGGAACAAUGUCUGAACAAAAACAGAAGAAAAAUCAUGCAAGCCAACUUAUAUAAGAAGGUUUUUUCUAUUAUCACAAUAUGUGAAUGUCAUAUGGAAUAGAGUGCUGCUGGAAUGAGUCCCAAAACCCAUUGAUUUUUUUUGCACUUCCAGUUCAACCGUCCUGAAGUCAAUGGGUUUUGGUUAAAUACAGUACCUGAGAUAAGGUCUGAGGUGAACACAACAUUUUUUGUAUUUCUAUUUUUUAAGUUUUUCCCUGUCUUGAGUUUGUCGGGAACAUUAAACAUCAUCACGCCGAACAGAAAAACUCAUCUACUCACUAGACUGCUUUAAUAGCCUUGCUUUUAUAGCCUUGUGUUUAUACUCACCCUUUUGCAAAGCAUUCAGAAGCUUAGUGGUGGUGAUGCUAAAGUCAUGCAAACAUUGCAGUUCAUUUUUAGCCUGCAAUUAACUUUUUAUUUCUGCUGAUUGUAUUUAGAAUUUACAGAUGUUGUGUUCCUUUGUGAGGUUAUCUUGAUGAACAAAAUGUGUAAAAAUCAUACACUUGUGUUGGUUAUUUCUACAUUACAUUAAGCCAAUGGAGAUAUCCAACUUCUGGGUUGAACUACAAAAAUCAUCCCUGCAGCACUUUAUGACCACUGCUAAUCAAAUAACAGUGCAUUGUUUGCACCCAACCAAACUCAAUGGUCUGUCUUUUACAGGUGCCACGAAAUUUAAAGGUGAAGUGUGUAUUUUUUUUUAUGUUAGAUUACUUUAUCCUAAAUUAAAGGAGUAGUGCAACCAAAAAUGAAAAUGUACUCACUCUCAAGCCUUCCAUAAGUAAAUUAGUUUGUUUCUUCGUGAGAG